Molecule: messenger RNA, 2354 nt
Organism: Gadus macrocephalus (Pacific cod)
Lineage: Eukaryota; Metazoa; Chordata; Actinopteri; Gadiformes; Gadidae
Gene: col24a1
Product: collagen alpha-1(XXVII) chain A
Exons: 8
Coding region: 405-2354 (649 amino acids)
Source: RefSeq, a predicted model, not a curated record
CGAUGCGGUGCGUUGUACCAUCGCUUUAACCACAGAAAAGGGGCUAUUUAAAAAGGAAAGGCAUGAGUUGUGCGCUACCCGACUCCGUAACACACCUUCCCAAUCCCCAAGUAUCGUCACAUAAUUUUGGACUCCCGCUUCCCAUUCUUCUGGAUCGGCAUAAAUGAAUGAAACACAGGGAAAGCUCGUAAGACAGUCGCUCAGGACCACGUUGUGUCAAACCACCGAACGACCAGGAGUUGAUCCAGUGGAGUUGAUCUAGACACAACAGUAUGAGUGUUCAUUGGGACCUGAUCUCCAGCCUCUCCGAUGUGUAGGACAGCCGCUCGGUGUCUUCCAUCCCCUCAGGACUCACGCUGUGAUGAACGGAUUAGGUUUUUGACUGCCAGGACAAAUGAAUACAAAUGAAUUUAGCGACCCGAAGGAGAGAUUGCAGAACCUCUCAUCUCGACACAAAGAGAGCUCUAUUGCUCUGCACAGUUCUCUACUGUACUUGUUACCUAGGUCUCGCCCAAGUACACUCUGAAGAUGUGGACAUCCUUCAAAAGCUGGGGCUCAAGGGAGAGAAGGCGUCACGCUCACUUCCAGCCGGAGUCAUCCCGUUCCGAUCUGGGAUCAUCCUCACCCAGCGGGCGCAGGUCGAGGCCCCGCUCCUCUCCGUUCUGCCGGCCGGCGUCUGGCCCGACCUGCUGAUGGUCCUCAGUGUACGCUCGCACCGCGUCAACAGCGCCUUCGUCUUCAGCCUGCUCUCAGCUCGCAACAAGCUCCUCCUGGGACUGCAGCUCGGCCAGCCUGGUCAGCUGCUCCUCCACACAGGGCCCAGGACCUCGGUGUCGCUGCCCUAUGACCCCCAUGACGGCCAGUGGCACCAACUGGCCGUUGGAUUGAGCGGAAAUAGGGCGACUCUAUAUGCCUCCUGCGGAGAGCAGAGUGUCCACGCAGACUUUAAGUGGGAGGGCGAGGGCGAGGGGCUCGCUCAAGAACUCCAGGGCUCCUUCUUGCUUGGGAAAAGCAGCCAUCAGCAGACCUUGGCACAGUUUGAAGGAGCCAUCUGCCAGUUCGACCUGAUACCCUCUGCGCAGGCAGCUUACAACUACUGCAAAUACAUUAAGAAACAAUGCAGGGAAGCAGACACAUACAGGCCUAACCUCCUUCCCCUCAUGCCCAUCCUCCCCCGGGAAAACGUCAAUAAAACAAGUACGCCAACCGCCCCUGGUCUUCAGGACGGGGUACGAAGGACCCCGGGGUUGAGUCUGGCCCGGAGUGUGGCUGCCGCUGCCUCUGCCGUCAGAUACGUAGACCCGAUCCUCCCCACAAAACCCAGACCCAACAAGACGACCGCCACUCCGACGGUGCGUGGAACGGUGGCCCCGGUCACAGCCCAUGCCAGGCUCUUCUCCCCUCCCCCCAAGACCCGGUCCCAAAGUGUCACAGCCCCACUGAGGACCAAAGUAACCCAGACUAAACCCUACCCACCCAAAGGCUCUACUCCCAAGGUCGCUAAGCCCACCCCACCAAAACCAACCCGGCACAGCAAUUUUGGGAAAACCACAGCGGGAACGACUCACAAGCAAAAGCCUUCUGUUUCUGUAACCGCUAACACCAAGCCCCUCAAGAAGAAAACAGAACCAAACCAAGUAUCCGUCCCAAAGAAACCGACAACCCCGGCCAAAAAGCCAUCGCCAAAGUCUAAGUGGACCACCGCCAAAUCCCGUCCAUCCAGGCUGACACCUGCCAAAGCCAACUCAUCUCGAGUCGUCCCUUCUAAAGCAGCCUUUGCCAAACCUAAACCAUCCAAUCCCAGUAUCUCAAAAACCAACCCGUCCAAUACCAUCAAGCCAACCAAAUCGGUCACCACCCCUCCAAAUCUGAUGAAGACCACCACCACCUCUCCCGUAACCCAGCGCCCAACCAGGGGGUCCUAUUCCCUGGUGACCCUGCCUGCUACUGACGGCUUCCAGAGUUGGGACGUACCACCCACCCAGUUCUCCUUGCUAGCAGGACCUCCGGGGCUGAAGGGAGAGCCUGGCCCACCAGGCCCGUCAGGACCUCCAGGGAAGCUGGGCCAGUGGGGAAAGAGGGGUCCCAGGGGGACUCCCGGUCCCCAUGGGAACCCCGGCCGACCGGGCCCACCUGGACUCAAGGGGAAGAAGGGAGACCCGGGUAUGUCCCCUGGAGCCGCCCCUAAAGGAGAGAAGGGGGACUCCGGCCCCGUGGGACCGCUGGGAGUGCCUGGCCUAGUCGGUCACAAGGGGCAGAAGGGCCACCCUGGUGCUGCAGGCCUACCUGGAGAAGGGGUAUGUACUGCUCUUCCUGUUUCAUUAGUCUGCGUUAGAACCCAUGUGUUAAUUUAG